Molecule: messenger RNA, 3650 nt
Organism: Conger conger (European conger)
Lineage: Eukaryota; Metazoa; Chordata; Actinopteri; Anguilliformes; Congridae
Gene: cdh19
Product: cadherin 19, type 2
Exons: 11
Coding region: 75-2438 (787 amino acids)
Biological process (GO): homophilic cell-cell adhesion; calcium-dependent cell-cell adhesion; cell-cell junction assembly
Cellular component (GO): plasma membrane; catenin complex; adherens junction
Molecular function (GO): calcium ion binding; cadherin binding
Source: RefSeq, a predicted model, not a curated record
GUAACACCAUUUGCUGUUUGCUAACUAUUGAGUGGAAGACAAAGACGGAAAAAAGCCACGGCCAAAAUUGAACAAUGACUUGUUCUGCUUUGCUGGCCAUGCUAAUCGUCUUGCUCGUGAUUGGUUUUUGUGUAACGAAUGAGGCGCGGGCGAUGAGACGGAGUGUGGAUCUCCACGAGCCAAUCAAAAAGUCACACACAAUGCGGCACCGUGUAAAACGUGGCUGGAUUUGGACACAAUUCUUUAUACAGGAAGAAGAACCAGCUCCUCAAAAUAUUGGGCAGCUCAAAUCAGACUCUGACAAAGGGGACAUGUCUAUCAUGUACGUUUUGUCAGGAGAAGGUGCUGGGGAGGUGUUCCACAUAGACGAGAACACGGGUAAAAUUAUCACUUUGAGGAAGUUGGACCGAGAGGAGAAAGCCUUCUAUGUCCUUCGAGGCCAGGCCUUAGACAGAAGGUCCAACCAGCCAGUGGAACCAGAGUCAGAAUUCAUCAUCCGUGUGCAGGAUACAAACGACCAAAUGCCCCAGUUCAUAAAUGAACCCUAUGUGUCCAGCAUUCCCGAAAUGUGUCCCGUCGGGACCACAGUGGUGCAGGUGACAGCCACAGAUGCCGACGAUCCAUCGUACGGGAACAACGCCAAGCUCAUCUACUCCAUACAGCAGGGGGAGCCAUACUUCUCUGUGGAGCCCAAGACAGGGAUCAUUGUGACCUCAUGGCCCAACAUGGACAGGGAGGCCCAAGAGAGAUACCUAGUGAUUGUACAGGUGAAAGACAUGAUGGGACUUUCUGGGGGCUACUCCGCCACUACUACAGUUACCAUUAGCCUGUCUGAUGUCAAUGAUAAUGGACCUACAUUCCAACACAAUCUCUUUACCUUCGCCGUGGCUGAGUCUGCCCCUGUGGGUACCACAGUAGGCAGGAUUAUGGCGGAAGACCCAGAUGUUGGCAUCAAUGCCAGGAUGAACUACAGCCUUGAGGAAGUGGACGGCAGCGAUACCUUCCAGAUCCGCACCGACCCUGUGACACAGGAGGGGGUGAUACUGCUCGUCAAGCCUCUGGAUUACGAGACCAAGAAACGGUUUGUAAUGGCCGCAGAGGCUUUCAACGACAACGUGGACACUCGCUUCCUGAGUUAUAACGAGUUCCGCGACCGGACGACCCUGAAGAUAUUUGUGGAGGACGUGGACGAGCCGCCAGUGUUCACAGCCGGAGAGUACGAGUGGAAAAUUCAGGAAAACAUGGCGGCAGGUACUACGGUGGGCAUCGUAAGUGCCAGGGACUCAGACGCUGCAAAUAAUCCUGUUAGGUAUUACAUUGAUAAAGGCUCUGAUAUGAAAAGAGAGUUCAAAAUAGACCCAGACAAUGGAACAAUUAUGAUUGCAAAAUCCCUGGACCGAGAGGUUUCAGCCUGGCACAAUUUAACCAUUACAGCCAAAGAGAAAAAAAAGAACUUUCUAUUUUCUUCUGCGCUGGUUUUUAUCAAAGUUCUGGACGUGAAUGACAAUGCCCCACAGCUCUCCCGUGAGUACCAGCCAUACAUCUGUGAAGGGGUACAGUCAGGUGAGCUUGUCCAAGUAAUUAGCGCUGUGGACCAGGAUGAACCUCCAGGGGGACACCAUUUCUAUUUUUCCAUGGUUCCGGAAAAGCGCAUCAACCCCAAUUUCACCCUGAGGGACAACCAAGACAACACCGCCAGCAUCCUGACGCGCAGGAGUUCCUUCACCCGGCAAGACCGCACCCAGUACCUCCUGCCCGUCGUCAUAACCGACAGCGGCAGCCCCGCCCUCACCAGCACCUCCACCCUCACUGUUAGCGUGUGCAGCUGUCACCCUGCCGGCCACUGCCCCACCGGGGGCGUGGAGGCCUUCGCUCUCUCCAUGGGCCUCAGCGUCCCGACGCUCGUCGGACUUCUGGUCUCCCUGCUCAUGCUCACGGUCCUGUCCGUACUAACGCUGGCAGUGUGGAUACACAGAAGGCAGCGACAGAAGAAGGAGCCAGGUCGGGAGAAGGGGGCAGAGCGCUGGGAUUUCGUUUCGGAAAAGGUCCUGCGGUACUCGGAGACGGACACGGUGGCCUGCCGGACGGUGCCCCUGAGGCCGCACCCUCGGCGAAGGGAGCGCAGGCUCCGGAGGGAGGAAGUGACGGCCAGCAUCCGCAUGUCGCUGCGCCACUCCUACCUCAUCGGCCCUGAGGACGAGGUAUUUCAGCAGUUCAUCCUGGACCGGCUGGCCGAUGCGGACAACGACCCUUGUGCCCCGCCCUUCGACUGCCUGCACGCCUACGCUUUCGAGGGGACUGGUUCCUCCGCCGGGUCCCUCAGCUCUCUGGGCUCCUGCGGCUCGGAGCCCAACUCAGAGAGGCCCCGGGAUCCGGGGCCGAAGUUCAUGCGGCUCGCCCCGUGGAUCGGGGGUGGAGAGGAGCAGACCACGUUCUGAGAGAGGUCGUAAGAAAUUAAGACCAGCGGACCCCUCCCCUCACACAGUAGCUGGACAGUCUUACACAGUGGGCUCCAGAAUAAUUACUUCAUACAAAUGGUGAAAAAAGGCUACAUUUAAUAAUGAUCUAUAUUUUAUGUUCAAAAACUGUCUUUUUAUUUCAAUACAUUUACUAUCAUGUUUCAGUGUUUUUUAUUUAGUAAUCUCAUUUUCACUGAAAACCACAGGUGCCAAAAUAAUUAUUUUUUAUACAAUUAUUGUAAAUAAUAUCAAGCAAAGUGAAAUUGGCAAUACAAUUUUACUUAAUUUAUUUAAUCUCAGUCUAAAGGAAUUAUAUUGUGACAUUCCAUCACCAGAGCAUAAAAAUCUAUGGAAUGGAAUGAAAAAACUAAAAUACACCUCCCUACCAACAAACUCUUUGAAAGGGUGGGACAAAGACAGCCCUUACUGAACACAAUAAACGAAAGCAGCAUCUUGAGUUUGCCAAACCUCAUUGGAAUUAUGACUGAAAGAGAUGAGAGUGAAAUGGCGGCAAAAUAGAAGCACCUCAUACCUAAUGUCAAAUAUGGCGGUGGGUCAUUGAUGUUUUUGCAGAGGCAGUGCUAGAGGUCCAGGGGCUCUAUUUAAGAUCAAUGACAAAAUGAAUUCAAUAAAGUACCAGGACAUCUGGUUGUCUCUGCUAGGAAGCUAGGACAUUGACUCCAAACAUACAUCAAAAUCCACACAGAAAUGGUUAAGUAAAAACAACAACCAUGUUCUGCAAUGGCCAUCUCAGUCUCAAGAUUUAAAUCCCAUGAAAAACAUGUGGUCUGAACUGAAGAGGGGGGGUAUUCCAAGGAUAUCAAUAAUUCUAAAAAGUUGCAUGGAGGAAUGGUCAAAAAUCCAGUUGCCAGUGGUAUUUGUAGAAGUUAUUAAACCAGGGUUGCCAAUAAUUGUGGAACCUGUUUUUUGGGGAAAUAUUUGUUUUAUUUGAAAAAGACUUGGUUGAUUCUAUGGACUCAUUAAUAAAGCAUACAGCUUUACAUAUGUUGGAAAAUAAAGCUUAUGUCAAUAACUAUUUUUUUUUAGUUUGCAGCAUUUUUUUGCAUAUUUAUCAAUAAUUCUGGAACUGUUAAUUUAAAACAAAAUCUUGCAGUGCCUCGAAUCUUGUCUAACAAUGUAUAAAUAUAAAUGUAAUUUUUUAGACGAAUCUGAAAUAAAAGUGUAAAUCCA